ACAGCAAAGGUCAAUAUCCAAUGCAGCCAACCUACCCUGUGCAGCCUCCUGGGAAUCCAGUGUACCCUCAGAUCUUGCAUCUUCCUCAGGCUCCACCCUAUGCUGCUGCUUCACCUGCCUACUCAGAGGUCUAUUGUCUAAGCUUUGUGCAUCCAGGGGCUGCCACAGUCCCCAUGAUGUCAGCUGCAUUUCCUGGCACCUCACUGUAUCUUCCCAUGGUCCAGUCUGUGGUUGUUGCACCUUUAGGUUCCACAGUCCCUAUGGCUUAUUAUCCAAUUGGCCCCUUUUAUCCACCUGGUUCAACAGUUUGGAGCUGGGGCUACUGCUGGCAACAUUCCUCUUCCACCCCCAGGAUGCCCUCCCGAUGCUGCUCAGCUUGCAGUCAUGCAGGGAGCCAAUGUCCUCAUAACUCAGCGAAAGGGGAACUUCUUCAUGGGUGGCACAGAUGGUGGCUAUACCAUCUGGUGAAGAACCAAGGCCCUCUCUGUGCCGGGAAAGACAUCACAUACCGUCAGCACUUCUCACAAUGUAACUGCUCUAGUAAUAUUAACCUGAAGUUGUAG
Messenger RNA from Pteronotus mesoamericanus, 563 nucleotides. Its product is annotated as DAZ-associated protein 2-like. Bases 21 to 563 code for a protein of 180 amino acids. Lineage: Eukaryota; Metazoa; Chordata; Mammalia; Chiroptera; Mormoopidae. The record is from RefSeq and is a predicted model, not a curated record. The transcript has 2 exons.